AUGUCGGGAGAAUCUCUCAAGUUCCUGAUUUUAGAAGCAACGGCAAUGUCAGGCGAACCUUCUGCCACUGGUCUACCACCGCCAUCUCCUGCAACCACCGCUACUGCGAGCUUCGUGGACCGCAAUGAGUUUUUUUCCGAGGGACAGAUAUUCUAUGCAGACGCAUCAUUCAAUGGUUUGUGCCCUAGUUAUUCAAAAGAUACCAGGCUGACCAGGGAUAAAGACUCAGUUGUAGUGAAUGUCCAGACCACGUGUGGGGGAUACGGCUUAAAGCCAAACCGAGAAGAACUGCGCCAAACGUGCCAGCGUCUGUUCAGGAAACCAGAGAAUUUUACCUUUGCCGAGAUGUAUACUGUCAUGAUGCAUUCUUCUCCAGUGCAAACAUUGACUGGACAGUCCGGGAAGUUUUUCUUGAAGUAUAUCAGAGAUCAGCUUCAGAAUCCCAAGUUCUGCAACACUAAGGACGGUAAACUGGCAACUCUUGCAGUCCAACUGCAGGCCCAGGUUUGGGUGAGAUUGAACAACAGUGGUCCUGCACGUCCGGCAACGUUGGAAUACCUGUGGCCUGAGAUGAAGGAAGAUGGUACAGCUCCGGUUACUUGGAUAAUGUCGGGAGUUUUCAAUGGUUACUCAGGAUCAUUUCGGUUAUGUGGGACGCUUGACGAACUCAUCAACUCUCUUGACCAUGAAGAAUAA
Molecule: messenger RNA, 696 nt
Organism: Aspergillus pseudonomiae
Lineage: Eukaryota; Fungi; Ascomycota; Eurotiomycetes; Eurotiales; Aspergillaceae
Exons: 1
Coding region: 1-696 (231 amino acids)
Source: RefSeq, a predicted model, not a curated record